UUUUUAUGGGAAGUGAGCGUCAAACGAUGAAAGCAACGAAUGCUAUUUUUCUGGAAAGUGACCGUUAACCCAUUUUCAUCAUGUUUUUUAGUAUAAAUAAAUUAAGGUUAAAUAAACUAGUUCCAUAGAAUCAUUACGUACAAAGUUGAAAAUUUAUUACAAAAUUUUAUUUUAAUAGUAUAGCAUAAUUUUAUGAUAUUAAUAAUUAAUUGAAAAAUGAAAAUUUUAAAUUAUUAAUAAUAUGAAUUAUGUUGUUUUGCCCGACUUGUGGUAAUUUAUUAUUAAUUGCUGAAGAUAACUACGGACUUAGAUUCUCUUGUAAUACUUGUCCAUACAUUUGCAAAAUUAAAAAGAAAAUAUCAACAAAAACUUAUCCUAAACUGAAGGAAGUUGACCAUGUAAUGGGCGGUUCAGCUGCUUGGGAGAACGUUGAUUCGACUGAUGCUGAGUGCCCGGCCUGUUUUCAUAAGAAAGCUUAUUUCAUGCAAAUGCAAACACGUUCUGCUGAUGAACCUAUGACUACAUUUUAUAAAUGCUGUAAUCAACAGUGUGGGCAUAAUUGGAGAGAUUAAAUUUUG
Messenger RNA from Condylostylus longicornis, 578 nucleotides. RefSeq names its product DNA-directed RNA polymerase III subunit RPC10 (gene Polr3K). Gene Ontology annotation, cellular component: RNA polymerase III complex. The transcript is spliced from 2 exons. NCBI's taxonomy places the organism in Eukaryota, Metazoa, Arthropoda, Insecta, Diptera, Dolichopodidae. Gene Ontology annotation, biological process: DNA-templated transcription; termination of RNA polymerase III transcription. Gene Ontology annotation, molecular function: DNA-directed RNA polymerase activity; nucleic acid binding; zinc ion binding. The record is from RefSeq and is a predicted model, not a curated record. The coding region runs from base 249 to 572 and encodes 107 amino acids.